Molecule: messenger RNA, 1326 nt
Organism: Baudoinia panamericana UAMH 10762
Lineage: Eukaryota; Fungi; Ascomycota; Dothideomycetes; Mycosphaerellales; Teratosphaeriaceae
Exons: 1
Source: RefSeq, a predicted model, not a curated record
CAUCCAUUACCGCCUAUUGCCAGCAGUAUGCGCAUCGCCCGCAUCCGCUACCUCUGGCUAAGCUUUUAUCGGCGGCUCAUGCUUAUUGUACUUGUCAUCAACAUCAUUGCCAUAUCUGCCCUUGUCGGUAAGGAAGCUCGUCAUCGUGGAUCAUUCGGCUACAAUCAGGCGGCCACAGCUGUCGGCGCCAACCUUUCGAUUGCGGUGCUCAUGCGGCAAGAGCACGUCAUCAAUUUGCUGUUCCGCAUCGCCCUUCUAUUGCCGCACUCGACCCCGCUACAAAUCCGCCGCCUAGCCGCAAAGCUCACGUACAACAACGGUGGGGUGCAUUCCGGAGCGGCCAUCAGCGCGCUGCUUUGGUACGUCUUCUUCUCCGUUCUUGUUGUUCGGCAGUGGGUCGGCCCACCCAUAAUGCUGCGGGCAGUUGUAGCCCUAACCGCAGUGCUUCUCGCAUCGUUCGUGACGAUCGUGGGGAUGUCACACCCCGCCGUCCGCCGGGCAUACCACAACCAGUGGGAGCUGACGCACCGUUUCGGUGGCUGGACGGCUAUAGCACUUGUCUGGGCUCAAUUCCUCAUUCUUGCUGUUGUCGGGGCGAAUGCAGGACACACAUCCCUCGGCCUUGCACUCAUUCAGCAACCGAACUUCUGGUUCCUCAUAAUCAUCACUUGCUGUCUCAUCUACCCGUGGCUUCGCACUAAGCGUCUGUCGUUCGAGGCCAAGCAACUCUCGACCCACGCAACGCAACUGCAUUUCAACGACCGCAAGCUUCUCACUUGUCGGGGCGUCCGUCUAGCACACAACCCGCUACUCGAAUGCCACGGCUUCGCCACCAUUCCCGACACGGAUACGGACAAAGGCUACAGCGUCGUCAUCAGCAAUGCCGGAGACUUUACCCGCAAAAUGAUUGACUCUCCGCCAAAGCACAUCUGGAUCCGUGGCGCACCAACCACCGGAGUCAUGCGAGUAUCCUCCAUGUUUCACCCACUCGUCGUCGUCGCUACCGGCUCAGGGAUUGGACCGUGUUUGUCUUGGCUCAACAUGCAUCACGGCUACCCAGUCCGUGUCAUCUGGUCUGCUCGCAGCCCGGAGACGACGUACCAGAGCACCAUGAUCCGCGAUGUGCUCAGGGCGGACCCGCAGGCCUUGAUCAUCGAUACGAAGCAAACAGGUACCCCGGAUCUGGUGGCGCUGGUCUACUCUCUGGUCAAGCAGAGUGGAGCGGAGGCGAUCACGAUUAUUGCGAACCCGAAGGUGACGCAGGAUGUGGUGUUCGGGAUGGAGGCGAGGAAGAUUGCGGCUUUUGGGGCCAUCUUCGACUCUUGA